Messenger RNA from Phyllopteryx taeniolatus (common seadragon), 5389 nucleotides. Its product is annotated as zinc finger and SCAN domain-containing protein 22-like. Gene Ontology annotation, molecular function: RNA polymerase II cis-regulatory region sequence-specific DNA binding; DNA-binding transcription factor activity. NCBI's taxonomy places the organism in Eukaryota, Metazoa, Chordata, Actinopteri, Syngnathiformes, Syngnathidae. Gene Ontology annotation, biological process: regulation of transcription by RNA polymerase II. The transcript has 2 exons. Bases 90 to 1127 code for a protein of 345 amino acids. The record is from RefSeq and is a predicted model, not a curated record.
CGUAACAUAUACCGGAAGUUCAACAAGCCCAAAUUACAUUAGCCGUCUCAUUUGUCAUUUCAUUGGCUAAACAACCGGUUUUGUAUGCCAUGUCGGUCACGCAGACGAACAUGUCUAAACUACAUCACUUGAGGACGUUUGUCAACGAGCGACUGACGGCCGCCGCUGAAGAAAUAUUUGGUGUUUUUGAGAAAACUAUCGUCGCCUACGAAGAAGAGAUGGACCGUCAACGCAGGCUUCUGGACAUCGCCUGCAGACCCGCUGGUCUUUCACAGAGGACAGAGUCUUCAGAGGGAGGAUUGUGUACUCAGGAGAGCAUCGCCAGUGUGGAGCAGGAGCAGCAAGAAGAGCCUUUGCACAUUAAAGUGGAACAAGAGGAGCAUUUCUCAAACUGUGCAGUCUGGCCCCUGGUUUUGAACUUUGACCAGAAUGAAUGCGAAGCGGACAAAGACACCACCGAUGCUACGGACAACGCAGACUUUGAUGCGUCGGAACCGAGCAGCGAUAAUCAAAUCGUCUUUCGUGGCUAUUAUCCAGAAAAUAACCCAGAUUACAUCAGCGAAAACAUGGCAUCUACAUCUGCAAGGAGCAUUAAGACGGAACAUCACGGGCAGGCGGACAGUUCAUUCAACCUGGAGAACACAUUGUCAGCCAUCAACCCUCAGGCCCGACUUUUUGACCAGCCUUUUCAUGGCAGUGGCUUCCACACAGAGUCAGUCAUGUACGCACAAGCCAAGCCUUUCGUUUGCGACGUCUGCGGAAAGGGAUUUGGCUUCAAGCGUUAUCUGGCGCAGCACAUGAUCACCCACUCGGCGGAGAAGCCGUAUGCUUGCAGCAAGUGUCGCAAGACCUUCCGGCGGAUGCAGGCGCUGCAGAUACACAUGCGGUGUCACACUGGCGAGAAGCCGUAUUUCUGCAAAACCUGCGGGAAGAGAUUCUGCCAGAGCUCGGCGCUCAGAGUUCAUCUCAGAGUCCACACGGGGGAGAAACCAUACUCCUGCAACACGUGCGGGACCGGAUUCAGUAGCCUGCCGGUGCUAAAAAACCACAUCAUGAGGGUCCACGAAGGCAACAUGCUGUACGUUGCCUCGUCUGGGGAGAGGAAUGCUAUUUUAUGGCCAAAUUAAAGUGAUGUAACUUGUGACCAGUUAGGAUUUUUCGAGAUUUUAUUUACAGUAAUCUCCGUGUAUACCAGACCAAACCUUUCCGCAAAUAGUGAAGAAAUGCGAGUGAUGUCCCCCAAAUGUUUAUAGUAGACUAUAUCAAUAGACCCUGUUAAGUAAAUUCAGUGAUUUGUUUUUAAAUAUAUUGUACAUGUUUGAAGAUAAUUGCUGAAAACAUGCAAAGACUGAGAAUUAUGUAAACUCAAAUUCCAACUAAGUUGGGACAUUGUGUUAAACAUAAAUAAAAACAGAAUACAAUGAUUUGUAAAGACAAAAUAUUUAAUGUUCAAACUGAUCAACUUUAUUGUUUUUAGCAAAUAAUCAUUAACUUAGAUUUUUAUGGCUCCAACAUGUUCCAAAAAGCUGGGACAAGGUCAUGUUUACCACUGUGUUACAUCACCUUUUCUUUUAACAAGAUUCAAUAAAUGUUUGGGAACUGAGGGCACUAAUUGUUGAAGCUUUGUUGGUGGAAUUCUUUCCCAUUCUUGCUUGAUGUACAGCUUCAGCUGUUCAACAGUUCGGGGUCUCCGUUGUCGUAUUUUAGGCUUCAUAACGCGCCACAUAUUUUCAAUGGGAGACAGGUCUGGACUGCAGGCAGGCCAGUCUAGUACCCGCACUCUUACUACGAAGCCACGCUGUUGUAACAGGUACAGAAUGUGGUUUGUAGCGCCGAACUGUAUUUACUGACAUUGAUUUUCUGAAGUGUUCCUGAGCCCAUGUGGUGAUAUCCUUUACACAUUGAUGUCAUAUUUUGAUGCAGUGCCGCCUGAGGGAUCGAAGGUCACGGGCAUUCAAUGUUGGUUUUCAGCCUUGCCGCUUACAUGCAACGAUUUCUCCAGAUUCUCUGAACCUUUUGAUGAUAUUAUGGACCCUAGAUGAUGAAAUCCCUAAAUUCCUUGCAGUUGUACAUUGAGGAACAUUGUCCUUAAACUGUUCGACUAUUUUCUCACGCACCCGUUCACAAAGAAGUCAACCUCGCCCCAUCUUUGCUUGUGAAUGACUGAGCAAUUCAGGGAAACUCCUUUUAUACCCAAUCAUGGCACCCACCUGUUCCCAAUUAGCCUGUUCACCUGUGGGAUGUUCCAAACAGGUGUUUGAUGAGCAUUCCUUUCUCAGUCUUUUUUGCCACCUGUCCCAGCUUUUUUGGAAUGUGUUGAAGCCAUACAUUUCUACAUUGAUUAUUUGCAAAAAAUUAUAAUGUUUAUCAGUUUGAACAUUAAAUAUCUUGUCUUUAUAGUGUAUUCAAUUAAAUAUAGGUUGAACAUGAUUUUCAAAUCAUUGUAUUCUAUUUUUAUUUAUGUUGAACACAAAGUCCCAACUUCACUGGAAUUGGGGUUGUAUUGCACAAUUGUGGAGCUCUAGGGUUAAACAGCUUUUUACCAUUUCAGUUGUCCUUAUUUUUUGGGUGUAACUUAAACACAGCCCAGUGAUGCACUUGGGACCCAGCAUGAGUUGCCCCUCCCCCACUAAAUAAGAACUUAAGCACCUUCGUUUGCAUCAGCGGUUAUCCGGAGCAGUUGUGAUGUGCAGUUGGCUAGCUAGCUAUGCCUACACCCCGAAAAUGCAUCUUCUCUUCAGAUAGUACACUGACGUGGCUUUGUCAGCCGUGAAUGCGCGCACAUCACGGAGAGAAAGGCUGCAGGGGGAGGGGAGAAAAUGCCAGUUUUGAUAGCCAGCGUGUGGACCAGCGCUUCGAAUUGGGCCUGCUCUAAGGCCAAUUCAUACGUCUGCGUGCAGUCUGCGAACCGCUGCUCCCCAAGUGGUCCCACUCAUACUACAUUUCAGGGUUCAUGGUGUGUGCAUGAAUAAUCCAAAUGCCGGCCGGCCCUAUAAAAGCAAAAAGAAACUGCUCCUGUUUGUUGUAAUGUUUGGGAUAUUUCACAUCAGCAGUUUUGAGUCAUCAAGCUAUCUUUGUAAUAAUUUAGUAUAAAAAUGAGGAGAACGGUAGAUCUCUUAAAACAAGCACAAGGCGAAGCAGGUGCCAUUGUUAUUCUUAGUUGAUCUGGCGCAUGCGUGGUCAGCUUGCUUUAAAUUCAGUCCGUGCGGUCACAAAAAUUGGCCUGGUGUCUUCGCGGACAAGGGGGUGGGUGACAGUAUUUACGUCACAUGGAGCAACGCGCUCCCUGUGGACACACGGACGAGCAACGUUUGAAUUGGCCUUUCGUGCGCCUUGUUGUCAGCUGUAAGUUUGCGCAAGACAUGGAGCGAGAUGUGGAAGAGCGAGGAGGGGGAAAAUGAAAAAAGUCCGACGUGGACCAAGACUUUGCGUGGGCAUGAACACCCCAGACAACGACCCCGGUGGGAUAUAUUUUGCGGCUCAAACAUGUAGGGAAGUGUCGGCAUUCGAAAGUUGUUAUACAAAGUAGCAUCCAUUUUUCAGUGGGGCAUGGUCAUCAUUUGAAAGUGCAGACGAUUACUUGAUAUUUCCCGAUUUUGAAGCCUCAUUUUAUAUACUUGCCGGUUUUUUGUUUGUUUGUUUUAUUUAUUUAUUUUUUCCAUUCAUUCCAAUUUGGCAGGGUUUUCUGGUGUUACCAUAGCAAGUCACUCAUAUGGUAGCACCAGCAUGUACCCACUACACUAUCUGUGCAUAAAUAUACCGCAAGGUCUGACCUCAAAACUGUUAUUUUAAAUUCAUCUCACAACAUUACCCUUGAAAAAAAAUUGCUUACAGGUGAUUGGAUUUAGAAAAAAUGCACCCCAAUGCAAAUGAGGUGAAGACUCUUCAUAACAACCCUGGCUUAACUAAGUGCCACCCCAACAUACUUAGCUUGUCUCUCAGUCAAGAUGUAUCACUUCAACAUACUUCCUUGGACCAUUUACUGUAGUACUUUUCUAUUUAGACAGGGCUUUGGUGCCAUCUUGUAGCAUCUUUCAGAAAGAGCACAAAACCUGCGAAUAGCUGAGUGUAGCUUCCACAGAAAAAAGAAAAAAAAAACAUGAUGAGGCAAAUCCGCUAUAUGCAGAACGGCACGUGAGCAAACCCGGAAAACAGGUUAGCAGGCUUCCUGUGCAUGCUGCGCUAACGAGCAAGACUUCAAAACAUGACGUUGUUUUGAAGCUGAACUUGCCGUCCCCCCCCCCCUAAAAAAAAAAAUACAUCCUCUAAAGUGAAAUACAUGUAUAUAAUUUAUUUAUACAAAUAUAAUAUUGUGUAUGUAAACACAAGCCGAGCCUAAACAUCGAAUAUUGUUAUCUUUGGUAGCUCUGUGGUGACAUCGUGUGUUAAAAAAAGACAUUGUAGACAUAAACAUUUCCUACUGGUGCUAUGUCACGUUGCCAUUCACCCGAGCGAGGAGGAAGGUAGUAGGUUGCGCAUAUACUGGAUACUUGACUAGUGAACUGCAAAUAUGCAGGUGAUUACUCUUAAGUUAUUUUCUGAGGCAUUUUCGGACCUCCAAUCAAGUGCAGUACUCCGCAAGUACUGUAUGUAUUGUAUUACAUAUUUAUUUUUAGGGCAGCAUGGUGGAGUUAUGCUCAGCAAGUCUGCCUCACAGUCGAGAGGUUCUGGGUUCAAAUCUCUGUCCUGGUCUUUUUGUAUGGAGUUUGCAUGUUCUGUCUUUUUUUUUCUUCCUCUUCAGGUAUUCCUGCUUUAUUUAUUUUGUUUUUUUAUUUUUUUAGCCUAUUUUCACCAGUUGAGAUAAGCUACAUCUCUGUAAAUAGUAGGUCAAAAUAUUUUAUGUUGUGAAGAAACUAGUUUUUUUUUUUGGUCCAUGCAUUACCUGUAAAUGUUUUUUUUUUUUUUUUUUUUCUUUUCUUUCUUCUGUUCAAAUAAACUACCUCAAUGAUAAUGGUGGCUUGCAUACUAGGCUUCAAUAUAUGCUGUCAUUCAGGAUUGAAUUUUUUUUGCGUUAUUUUAUGAACAAAUAAUUCAGUUAAAAUAACUUAAGGGUGUUAAAGUUGGAUCAAAUGAAAUGCAGAACUGUUUGCAACAUGAAAAAUAGUACUUUCUGGUUCUCAAGCAGUGACUUUCAAAGGGGGACUUGUACCAUUUGUGGUACACUGGUUCCCUCUGGUGGUACACAAAAGAAUCACUGCCGCUUAGUUGUAUAGUUUCUUUUAAAACAUUUAGGUAAAUGUUUUUUGUUUGACUUUAAUGUGUGCUAGAUUUUAAUUGAAUCAUUGUUUGAUGACAGUUUUCUUCUAGAUUUAGGAUAAAUGUUCAUGUUUGAACUGCGUAAUGUUGCAGUGACAAUGUUAAAUAGAAAUAAAACCUUGUUUUCGAUGAA